This is a messenger RNA of Leptidea sinapis, 4577 nucleotides long. It is a transcript of the gene atk, whose product is annotated as protein artichoke. The coding region runs from base 258 to 4526 and encodes 1422 amino acids. Gene Ontology annotation, molecular function: protein binding. The record is from RefSeq and is a predicted model, not a curated record. Lineage: Eukaryota; Metazoa; Arthropoda; Insecta; Lepidoptera; Pieridae. The transcript is spliced from 5 exons.
GUGUAUUUGGGCAAUUAACUCAAAUUGAUAGACAGUUCUGUUUCAUACAUCUAUGCGGAUUUUUUAAAAAGGAAACAGAUUUUUUUAUUACUUCUUAAUCCUGUCUAGCUAUUACGGCUAAUGAGACACAGCCCUUUGACAGACUGAAGGACGGUCGGAGGGAAGUUCAGCCGAAUCGGGUUCCCUAUUCUUUGGAAUGAUAGCUUCUCAUAUUUUCAUUAUGGUACAAUGACAAUCACAUACGAUAUAUCGUGGGAAUGAAUCGGAAAGUCCAGAAAUCAUUGUGGAUCAUAUUGCUUAUACUGGGAUUGAGUGUUGUCAGACUAAAGGCGUCAUGCCCCACUUCUGAACAUAUUUUACCUUGUAUAUGUACCAACAAAGGCGAAGAUCUGCAAAUAUGGUGUACGCACAGCGACCUGACUCGAGUGAUGAGGGGUAUCCAAAAAGUUGGCCAGUAUAUAAAGAGACCAAUAGAUGAAUUAAUUGUAGAAAAUAAUUAUUUGCCGUCAGUACCAGGAAAGUUUUUUCAGGCGAUAAAUGCGACGAGAAUAAUGCUUAGACAUAAUGGGCUGGAAAGACUAUCUUCGACUUGGCUUGAAACACAGGAAUCGAACCUUAUGGAAAUUUAUAUAGUAGAAAACGAUUUAAAAAGCAUCCCCGCUGAAAGUUUAUCGAAACUUCAUUAUCUCCAAGCAAUAACAAUUCAAUCACAAAAAUUGAAAAGAAUACCAACGUUUGCUAAUUUAAAGAAACUGAAAUACAUUAACAUACAAUCUGAAAGUUUAAACAAUAUAAGUGAGCAGACAUUUCAUAAUUUACCAAGCUUGAAUAAACUUUUUAUAACUGGUAGUCCAAAUCUUCAUAUCCUAAGAGAGAAUGUUUUUUAUAACUUGCCGAAAUUAACUAAACUAGAAAUAGCCAAUUGUGGGUUAUCGAAUAUACAUAUGAGAGCUCUAUCGUUGCUUCCACUUCUUAAUGAAUUAUCAUUGAAUAAUAAUCAGAUUUCAGAUGCGACAAUGGUCGGCAGAGCCACCAGAGAUUUACCAAUGCUAUCCACACUAAACCUACGAAAUAAUGUAAUAAACCAGUUAAACGAAGGUGCUUUUGUUGAUCAGACCAUGUUGGAAACUUUAUAUCUGGCCAACAAUAAUAUCAAAAUAAUUCACCACGGAUCAUUUCAUCGUGUCCCCAAAUUAAGAGUUGUUGAUUUAAAUUACAACGAAAUCAUCAGGAUACAUCCAGAAUCAUUCCUACAACCAUCGGGAAGCGGGGUGGAAGAACUAACUCUGAUCGGGAAUAAAAUAAUGCACACAUCAGAAUUUAGAUCAUUACUUGAUGCCCUGCCAAGGUUAAAAAUCUUGGACCUGAGUAAAAACUUUCUACGUGAAAUUCCAAGAGGAGCUUUGAGAGGGCAUGCAAGCCUAGAGCUAUUACAUUUAAAUGAAAAUAAAUUAAAAUUUAUAGAGCCAGAUUCUUUCGUUGCCAUGCCAGCCUUGAGGGAAUUACAUUUGAGUAAUAACUAUUUGAGCGACGAAACAAACGAGGGCCCAUUUUGGAACCUUCCAUCUUUAAAAGGAUUAGACUUAUCAAAUAAUUUUUUUCAGAGGUUGCAACCUAAGCUCUUUUACAGCUUGUCAGCAUUGCGUAGAAUAAAUUUGAGCAGUAACAAGUUAACAGUUAUAGAUCCGAUAACAUUUGUGGACUGUACACUGUUAGAAUAUAUCAAUAUUUCCUCAAAUGCCUUGGUCUCUAUUCAUCCAGCGACUUUCAGGAAUUUGGUGAAUCUUUAUGAAAUAGAUGCUAGUUCCAAUAGACUUGUGGAAUUUCUUCCUGGAUUGCCAAGAGGUUUGGAAAAUUUGUACCUGCAAAAAAAUCAAAUACCAAGCUUACCUGCACCACCUUCUCCCGAUUUAGAUUUACCAUCUUUGAGAACAUUAGAUUUAUCUAAUAAUGGUAUACAAAAAAUACCGUACGGCGGAAUGAAGUCUUUACAUAACUUAAGGCGGUUUUAUAUGAAACGCAACGGAUUGAAGCAACUUGAAGCUAUGAUAUUAACGGAUCUACCGCGUCUAGAAGUAUUGGAUAUAAGCGAAAAUCAAAUACUCUUGGUACAUCAAAAAAGUUUAAGUAAGCUAAAAAAUCUCAAACGGCUGAACUUACAUGGAAAUCAAAUUGUAAAUUUUGAUUUUGCUGCAAUAAAGGAUCUUGAUGGACUUUUAGACAUAAAUAUUAGUAAAAAUAAAUUGCGAAAUAUAUCGCCUAGUGCUAUAAGUGCACCAUUUGAGAUUGAAAUAUUAAAUAUUUCUUCUAAUAAUUUACAUGAAUUACAGAUUGAUUUAAAUAUUAUGUCAAAUAUUAAAGUAUUUGACUUUAGUUACAACCUUAUAAAGUAUUUAGACGAAAAUAGUAUUAAUAAAAUGCAUAUGUUGAAAGAACUUAAAGCACAGCAUAACAAAAUUAUAGAACUUCACACAGGAUCCUUCAAAAAUCUUAGGAGUUUGGAAAUAAUUGAUAUGAAUAACAAUCAAAUUGAGUUAAUACAUCCUUUGGCAGUAACAGAUCUAUAUAAUUUAACAUCAAUUUAUUUGGGUGGAAACCAUAUAAUGGAUCUACCCGACAGAGUGUUUUCAAAUCUACUGAAGUUGCGAGUUAUUGAGUUACAAGGGAAUCAAUUACAAUUUAUAUCAAUGCAAGCCUUUGAUAAUAUACCAUUAGUACAAUACAUGAAUGUAAGCAGAAACAAAUUAACUAACUUAGAAAAUAGUGGAAUAAAACAUCUUUCAUCAUUAGAAGUUUUAGAUUUAAGUUUCAAUAAACUCUCAGUCAUAACAAGAGAUUCUUUUAUAAAUAUGGAAUGGCUUGUUGAACUUAAUCUCGAUAAUAAUUUGAUUUGUGCAAUAAAUGGGCAGCCAUUUGAUUCAAUGUCCCGUCUAAAAAUUUUAUCCCUUCGUCACAACAAAUUAACAAGUAUAUUCGAAAGUAGUUUUGAAAAAUUACGGAACAAUAUAGCUAUUUUGGACAUUGAUGAUAAUCCACUCAUAUGUAAUUGUGAAAUAAUUUGGCUAAAGUCAUGGUUAUCAGAAUCAUUUUCAAUUGGACCUAAAUGUUCAGAUGGAACUCAUGUUAGAGAAAUGCCUUUUGGCAGAAAUGACUGUCCAAAUGUUCCACAAAGUAAAGCUAUGUCUACAUUAUGUAAACCUUCCGAUGAUGUAAUUGCCGCAAACUUAGGCACAUCUCAAGUAUUUACAAACAUUGAUAAAAUCAAAGAUUAUGCUACACAUAUUCGUAAUCAUUAUCAUGGUAACAAAAUUAUUGAUAAACCAACUCCAGAGGAAUCUGAAUACUUUUAUGAAGAUUAUAUAGAUUACCCAUACAAUGAAACAGUUAAUGAAAACUUAAACAAUAAUAAAAAUAUAAAUCAAAGUAUAGGUAAAAAUAAAAACAGUGAAAAAAUUCCAACAAUUUAUGCUUCAACACCAAAUAAUAAUAUCAAUAGUACAAGUAUGAAACCAGUCACUACAUCAACAAGUGGUACAGGUGGGUUAACUUUCUUUGGCUUUCCAUUACCUUCAUUGGAUAUGGGAAAGCUACUUACAACUGGUCGUAAAAUGGAUUGGCCUGAAAAUAAAAGUCAGCUUAACUCUAUAAGAUAUCCAGUAACAGAGAACCCCAGAUUUGAAACUGGUGGAUUUUCACCAAUAUUACCACCUACUUCUAAUGUUUUCUCUCCAAUGACAAUUCCAAAUACAAAUAUCUCCAAAGCAAUAGUCAGCAAUGAGAGCAUUGGCUAUGACAAUUUUGGAAAUGUUGUUGAUAAAGCUGUCCUGAUUCACAAUGAACCUCCAAAGCAUAAAGUUCAAAAUAGUACAACACAUAAAAAAACUAAAAGUGAAGUGCACGAGCUGCAAGCUUUUCUAGAUAAAGACAACAGCACUCAUAUAGCUUAUAACAGGACAAAGAAUGUUGAAGAACAAAACAGUGAUCCAAGCAACCUUAUUAAAUAUAAUAUGAUGGAGUCAAAUUUUUCUAUAAUGCAUGUUACUGAAAAAGAGGGUAUUAUUACAACAGAUUCAAGUGAUGAUAUGUCACUACCAACUUGGCUUGAUACUACUAGCAUUGUACCAUUUACUCUUAAUCCAGUAACAACAAAACCACCUAUUAAAAAGCAAAUUGAAAGCUCCUCUACAGCCCUCUCUGCUAAGCUAGCUCAAGGACGUAGUGAACACAAUAUGAACAACAGUCGGGCAGCUACAAUUACUAAAGUGAAUAUGCCAAUUGCAGAACAUUAUGAUCUGCAUAAUAAAUAUCCACCAGUAAACAGAGAACCAAAAACAAGGUUUUAUGAUGAUGAGAAAAACCCAAAAGCACACAGUAAAGAGGAUAAAGACUGGUACUACCAAAAUUAUAAUAAAUCUAAUUUAGAACCAUAUAUUGAUCCGAAUGUUCAGAAAUCAAAGACUUCAUAUUAUGUAACUUUAUAUAACACAUAUAUUAUCAUAGGCAUUUUACUGUGUACAUUCAUUUAGUUACAAAAUAAUAGGAACAUUUUAAGAUAUAACAUUAAAAAUUAUAAAGUU